This is a messenger RNA of Rhinocladiella mackenziei CBS 650.93, 4527 nucleotides long. RefSeq lists its product as uncharacterized. Bases 1 to 4527 code for a protein of 1508 amino acids. NCBI's taxonomy places the organism in Eukaryota, Fungi, Ascomycota, Eurotiomycetes, Chaetothyriales, Herpotrichiellaceae. Gene Ontology annotation, biological process: nucleosome organization; regulation of transcription by RNA polymerase II. Gene Ontology annotation, cellular component: chromatin; nucleus. The transcript has 2 exons. Gene Ontology annotation, molecular function: histone binding; ATP binding; ATP hydrolysis activity. The record is from RefSeq and is a predicted model, not a curated record.
AUGGAGAACGGCACCAAGUAUUCCGACAGUGAUAGCGAAUUGUCCGAGCCUGCAGAACCUCUCGCUGCCGGAGCCUCGCCGCCUCGAGUCGAUAUCGACGCCGAUGAAGAAAACCUUCCCGGUCAUGAUGAAACCAGUUCAGAUGAGCCUGACGCCGAAGGAGACGCCGAUUAUGAGAUGGACAUGUCGAUGCAGUUGAACAGCACAAAGUCUGAAGAGAACGAUUCCUCAUCCGAUGAAUCCAUCAGACCUGCCAAAAGAAAGGCACAUCCUGUUGACGAAGAAGAUUUUAUUCGAAACAAUCCAGAAAUGUACGGUCUGAGGCGAAGUGGACGAGCCCGGCCUGUUCCCAAUAUGGCAGAGUCAUCCGACGAUGAAGAUUCGGAAUCAGACAUCGCUCCCCGUCCCCGAAAACGUAUGCGACAUGUCUCUCAGCGCUCAUCGAACCAACCUACACCGGUUGUCGAGUCUCCUUCGGAUUCUGAUGAUGAUUCAGAUGCGUAUGGUGGUCGACGGGCAAGAAUAACCAAGAAACAACGCCGAAGAUUCCUGCAAUCCGCUGAAAACCUCACACCUGCCCAUGCCGAGAUACGAUUCUCGACACGAAGAGCCGCGAAAGUCUCUACAUAUAAUGAAGAUGACGAUGAUGACAUUUUUGAAGAGGAUGAUCCUGAAACUCUGACGCCCAAUUACUGGACCAAUGGCCAAGAAGACAACUCGCCGGCCAUCGAUAUUGUCCUAAACCAUCGCCUCAAGGCCGGUGUCACCGCACCAUCGCCCUCAAAGGACGAUUACGAGUUCCUCAUCAAAUGGCAGCAGAAAGCCUACUAUCAUGCUACCUGGGAGACGGUCGAGUCUCUGUCUGGCGUGAAGAGUGUGCGACGGUUGGACAAUUAUGUCAAGAAGACCUUGAUGGAAGAUAUUCGCAUCGUCAACGAACCGGACAUUGCGCCGGAAGACAAGGAGAAAUGGAUUUUGGAUCGAGAACAAUAUAUCGAUGCUUUAGAAGACUUCAAGAAGGUUGAAAGAGUUAUUGGUGACCAAGACGGUGAAGAAGGGACCGAGUACUACGUCAAAUGGAAGGGUCUCUUUUACGAUCAAGCAACAUGGGAGCCAUCAAGUCUGGUGAGCCAGAUUGCACAGAAUGAGAUUGAUCGAUAUAUCAAUCGUCGUCGAGAGGAAUUCAAGUCUAAUACCAUUGAAAGCAAUCCCGUGUCUCGAUCACCAUUCCAACCAGUUCGCGAACAGCCCUCUUACAUUCAGAAUGGCACUCUCCGAGACUUCCAGAUGACCGGAUUGAACUUCCUCGCAUAUAAUUGGGUCAAAGGAAAGAAUGUCGUCCUUGCAGACGAGAUGGGUCUUGGAAAGACUGUCCAAACUGUGGCAUUCUUGAGCUGGCUCAGACACAAUCGUGGCCAGCAAGGCCCUUUUCUGGUCGCCGUUCCACUUUCAACAAUGCCGUCCUGGGCCGACACAUUUGACGUGUGGGCACCCGACAUAAACUACGUUGUCUACAAUGGGAACCAGAAUGCUCGCAACAUCAUCCGGGACUAUGAGCUCUUGCCCGAUGGAAGCUUCCGUCAUCCUCGCUUCCAUGUUCUGCUCACAACCUACGAGUAUGUGUUGCAGGAUGCUCCAUUCUUGAGUCAGAUCAAAUGGCAAUUCAUGGCUGUUGAUGAAGCUCACCGUCUCAAAAAUCGAGAUUCUCAAUUAUAUGACCGCUUGCGAGAAUUCAAAGCUCCUGCUAGACUUCUCAUCACCGGCACACCUGUCCAAAACAACCUUGGCGAGCUCUCAGCUUUGUUCGAUUUUUUGAACCCGGGUGUUGUGAACAUUGAUGAGAACAUGGACUUGACCAAUGAAGAAGCAAGUGCGAAGAUUGCUCAGCUCACCGAAGACAUUAAGCCUUACAUGCUUCGAAGAACCAAACAGAAAGUCGAAAAGGAUCUACCCCCAAAGACAGAAAAGAUCAUCCGUGUCGAACUGUCAGACAUUCAACUUGAGUACUACAAGAACAUUCUGACCAAGAACUAUGCGGCGCUCAACCAGGGAGCCAAAGGUCAGAAGCAAUCUCUCCUCAACAUCAUGAUGGAGUUGAAGAAAGCCAGCAAUCAUCCUUUCAUGUUUCCCAGUGCAGAGGAACGCCUUGUCCCCGAGGGCUCUCGGCGAGAUGAAGUCCUCCGUGCACUCGUCACGAGUAGUGGUAAGAUGAUGCUUCUCGAUCAACUUCUUACUAAACUCAAACGUGAUGGUCACCGUGUCUUAAUUUUCAGUCAAAUGGUCAAGAUGCUUGAUAUUCUUGGAGACUACAUGGAUUAUCGCGGUCAUGCUUAUCAACGCCUUGAUGGCACCAUUGCUGCCGCUCCUCGACGAAUUGCCAUCGAUCAUUUUAAUGCUCCAGACAGCACCGACUUCUGUUUCUUACUCUCUACCCGAGCGGGUGGCUUAGGCAUUAACCUCAUGACUGCAGAUACUGUCAUCAUCUUCGACUCCGACUGGAAUCCACAGGCUGAUCUUCAAGCAAUGGCUCGAGCUCACAGAAUCGGACAACUCAAGCCUGUCAGUGUCUAUCGACUGGUGUCCAAGGAGACUGUGGAAGAAGAAAUCCUUGAGCGUGCUCGCAACAAGCUAAUGUUGGAAUUUUUGACCAUUCAACGAGGCGUCACCGACAAAGAGACUCAGGCUCGACGCAAUGCAUUGGUUGGCGAACCCGGCAGUUCGAGCGAAAUCUCCAGAAUCCUCAAGAAGCGUGGCCAGAAAAUGUUUGAACAAACCGACAACCAGAAAAAACUGGAGGAACUCGAUCUCGAUGCUAUGCUCAACAAUGCUGAAGACUACAAAGUUGAACAACCCGAUGGCACUGAUGCCGACGGCGGCGAAGAAUUUCUCCGAAGUUUUGACUUCGUCGAUGUCAAGGUUGACGAAUUGUCCUGGGACGACAUUAUUCCCAAAGACCAACUGGAAGAAAUUAAAGCCGAAGAACAACGAAAAGCCGAAGAGAGGUAUCUCGCAGAAGUCAUUGAGCAGAACAAACCUCGUGUUCGCAACCAUCAAGCUGAUAACCGUGAAGCACGCAAGGCCAGACGACAGGAACAACGACAGAAAGAGAUUGAUUCGGACAGUGAAUCCGAAGACAAUCCUAAAUCUGACCCUGCACGUCCACUCAGUGAGCGAGAAUACAGAUAUCUCAUUAAAGGUCACCUCCGCUAUGGUUCAAUCGAUGAUCGUCAAGAAGAAUUCUUGGCCGAAGCCCGCCUCCGAGGCAGAGACCUAAAUGUUGUCAAAGCAGCUAUGAAAGAGGUCUGGGACAAGUCGGCUGAAUUGUACAAGGAGGAGCAGAAUCGCAUGGCCGAAUUGGAGCGCACAUCCAAUCGACCGAUCACCAAGAAAGAUAAGAAAGCAGUUUUGUUCGAACUUCAUGGUGUGAAACGUAUCAAUGCUGAGACCAUCCUUGAACGACCGGGUGAAAUGCGACUCCUUCGAGAAGUCACCUCGAAAGAUCCCGACUUCAAAUCAUUCCGCAUUCCCGAAGCCACCAAGAACGCUGGAUAUACGUGUUCUUGGGGCGCCAGGGAGGAUGGGAUGCUCUGCGUGGGGAUUGCUCGACAUGGGUACGGUGCAUGGGAAAAGAUUCGUGAUGAUCCCGAUCUCGGCCUCAAGGAUAAAUUCUUCCUGGAGGAGCAUCGUGUGGACAAGAAGGCCGAACGUGAGAGACUGGAUGACAAGAAUGCCAAAUCUCCGGGCGCAGUUCACCUUGUCAGACGCGCUGAUUAUCUCAUCUCGGUUUUGAAGAGCAAGUUUGGAAACGACCCAGCCGCAAAGCGCGCCGUCGAGAAUCAUCAUCGCAAUAACAAGAAGCACCAUUCCGAGAAGUCCGUGAAACCUGGAUCUCCAGCUCCGGCGACACACCGCAAAGCACAUCGCGACUCGGAGAAGCCUCGACAUCGAACCAUCAGUCAAACACACCGUGACAGCUCCGAGAGAUAUGGGACGCCCAAGUCUGAAACUCGUCACAGUCAUCCAAAACAUGAGGAAAGCAAAGAGCAUAAAGAGCGCAAACAUCGUGAUGACCACAGCCAUUCUUCGCAUCAUAGACAUGGAAGUGACCACAGACGGAGUGAGAACCCUGCGAAUGGUACUUCCAGCGACAUCGAUCCUCUCAUAGGGAUGCUGUUCAGACCUGUUAGGGAUAGUUUGAAGCAGAUCAAGGCCACAACGAAGACCGCCAUACCAGAUGGACAGCAACGAGCCAAUGAGUUGAGGGCUCUACUGAAGCAGAUCGGCAAUUUCAUUACUGAACAAGUCGCUGAAUUGGACGAUAAUCAUGCAUCGGUCGAAAAGCGCUUCUGGGAUUAUGCUGCCACUUAUUGGCCGAACAAAGGCAUCAAGGGAUCAGAACUGCAAAACAUUCAUGGCAAAAUCGUGGCAUCCGAUAACAAGCUUGCAGGUGAAGGUUCACCGAAUGACGAUUCCAACAACGUCGACGGUCGAGCGAAUGGCUCAUAUCAGACGUCCCCACCGCGCUGA